This is a messenger RNA of Aaosphaeria arxii CBS 175.79, 754 nucleotides long. RefSeq lists its product as uncharacterized. The record is from RefSeq and is a predicted model, not a curated record. The transcript has a single exon. Lineage: Eukaryota; Fungi; Ascomycota; Dothideomycetes; Pleosporales. The coding region runs from base 261 to 671 and encodes 136 amino acids.
CUUCAAUAAUGAACGAGAUAUAACCUCCUGGAUAUCCAGUUUAGGGAUGCAGAAGUCUAGCUGCCUCGCGGACUAAUCUAGUCUCUAAUUUUUGAUACCUAUCAUUUUGUAACGCCCAUGUCUCAAAUCGUCUGCACAUCGUCACUCUGCCAGAGAUCAGGCUGUAAGCAAACACGCCGUAUGCACCAUGUGUGCAGAUCAAGACAUAAGACGUUGUCUCGUCGAUACACAGCAAAUAGUGAUGCCUCAAUCCAGCAUUCAUGGUAUGUUUGCCGAUAUCAGAACAAAGAGAAUAUGAGCGCUUUGGGUCACGUACAGCAGCAAGCAAUGAGCACGUCACAGAAUGUAGGAUGUCUCUACCCGUCCAUGAUUUCUUGUUUGUGAGGCAACAACCCAGCGCAAUGGUGGUUCUAGCAACAGGAAUCUUCUAUAUAAUGACCGUAGUCAACACCUACCCUUUCGCAUUCCACAGCUCAACUGCAACUCUGCCGUUCGCAAGUCCACUUUACUUUUGCAAAUCGCUAUUCACCUACAACUUUGUCGGUUCGCAAGUCCACCGUACUUUUGCAUUCCCCUUCACCUCUCUGAAGUUCCUCAGAAGCACCUUUCAGGGAUUCGCAACCACUCCUAUCUAUCAAUCACACAAACCACUCAAAGAAAACCCGCAAUAAUGAACACAUCAACCACAUCGCCAGCUCCAGCUGAAGCAGGCUUUCGAAGGCAGCUUGUCUCGAUCCGCUUCAGCAAUGGACAC